AGGUCUUGCUCGCUAGCUUUCUGCUCUUCAAUCGCUGUGAUUGGUCACGAAAACCCUUAAGAUGAACGCUAACAUCCUCAAGAGCAGCAAGCUUCAGCAAACAGGUGGUCGUAUCCGGGAAGUUCCUCUUACAAACACGGCGUUCCGAAGUGUGGCGCCGUUCCACGUCCCUUGGACCGCCGUCCCUGCCGUCCUGCUGCUACCGAGACCAGCCCCCUUCGUGCGUCGUGUGGUCCCUCAUGCCGCAUCUACUGCGGAGGCCCCGCGCGCCAGCGACAAAAGUUCCCCAAUGGCGGUGUCCGAGAUCGGUCUCGUCGGUCUGGCUGUAAUGGGCCAGAACAUGGCCCUCAACGUUGCCGAGAAAGGCUUCCCGAUUUCGGUGUACAAUCGCAGUUAUGACAAAACCGAGGCCGCUGUGAAGCGUGCGCAAAAAGAGGGCCUCGGCGACAAACUGCGUGGCUAUGAGUCAGUGAAGGAUUUCGUGGCGAGUCUGCAGAAGCCAAGGCGUGUCAUUAUCCUUGUCAAGGCCGGCGCACCGGUCGACCAGACAAUCGAUGCGCUCUGCGAGUACAUGGAGCCGGGUGAUAUUAUUAUCGAUGGUGGCAAUGAAUGGUACGAAAAUACGGAGAAGCGCGUGGCCAAGGUGGCGUCGAAGGGUAUUCUGUACAUGGGCAUGGGCGUCUCUGGCGGCGAGGAGGGCGCUCGCCGGGGCCCCUCCAUGAUGCCCGGGGGUAGUCCCGAGGCGUACACCCACAUCAAGUCAAUCGUGGAGAAGGUGGCGGCACAGGUUGACGACGGCCCCUGCGUUAUGUACAUUGGCGGCGGCGGUGCGGGUAACUUCGUUAAGAUGGUUCACAACGGUAUUGAGUACGGCGAUAUGCAGCUCAUCAGCGAGGCGUACGACGUGUUGAAAACACUUGGUGGUCUCGAUAAUGAGGAGCUGGCGGCGGUGUUCAAGGAAUGGAACCAGGGUGAGCUCAAGUCCUUCCUUGUGGAGAUCAGCGCCAUCAUUAUGAACAAGCCGGACGACCAGGCCCCCGGCUACCUGGUGGACAAGAUUGUGGACCAGACGGGAUCCAAGGGCACGGGCAAGUGGACCGUACAACAGGCAGCUGAGCUGGCAGUGGCAGCGCCCACCAUGGCAUCAGCUCUGGACGCGCGCUACCUCAGUGCGCUGAAGGCCGAGCGCGUGGCGGCAUCCAAGGUGUUCGCCUCGUGCGCCCAGCCGGGUGCUGUGCCCCGAGUGGAUAAGGCCCAGCUUGUGGCGGACGUGCGGGCGGCGCUGUAUGCUAGCAAGAUUUGCUCGUACGCCCAGGGCAUGAACAUCAUCAAGGCCAAGUCCGUGGAGAAGAACUGGAACAUCGACCUGGGGGGUCUGGCAAGGAUCUGGAAAGGCGGCUGCAUCAUUCGCGCCCAGUUCCUGGACCGCAUCCGUCAGGCCUACGAGCGCAACUCGGAGCUGCCCUCGCUGCUGGUGGACCCCGAGUUCGCUAAGGAGCUGGCGGCCGCGGAGGGAGCGUGGAGGCGGGUGGCGGCGCUGGCCGUCACACACGGUGUGCCCAUCCCGUCAAUGACGUCAUCCCUCUCGUACUUUGACACGUACCGGAGGGAGAAGCUGCCUGCCAACCUGGUUCAGGCUCAGCGAGACUUCUUCGGCUCGCACACCUACCAGCGCUUCGACAAGGAGGGCUGGUACCACACGGUCUGGGACGAGACGUUUGGCUCGGCGGACUCCAUCACCACCAGCGGCUACGUCGUGUGA
Volvox carteri f. nagariensis is the source of this 1762-nucleotide messenger RNA. RefSeq lists its product as uncharacterized. Gene Ontology annotation, biological process: pentose-phosphate shunt; pentose-phosphate shunt, oxidative branch. The transcript has 14 exons. Gene Ontology annotation, molecular function: NADP binding; phosphogluconate dehydrogenase (decarboxylating) activity. Lineage: Eukaryota; Viridiplantae; Chlorophyta; Chlorophyceae; Chlamydomonadales; Volvocaceae. Gene Ontology annotation, cellular component: cytosol. The record is from RefSeq and is a predicted model, not a curated record. The coding region runs from base 62 to 1762 and encodes 566 amino acids.